AUUAAGCCGAGCAUGAAGAGAAGUAUUAUCAAUACGAAGCGCUCUUUUACAAACAUUCCUCGCGUGAUUGUGCCAGCCAUGGAAGAGGAAAUAAGAAGGAUGGAAAGUGGAGCGUGCAGCUCCUCUUCUGAUGACUGGGAUGACAGCAUCUCUGCAUCUGAAGAAUCAGACGACGGAAACCCACAGGCGAGGGGCACCUGUCACUGGAGGCGAGAGCCAUCGUGGAGGAGGCAGGGCCUGCCCGGCGCCGUUGCCCUGUUCAAUGUGAACAACAGCAGCAACAAGGACGGGUGACGAAAACCUCUCCAAAAAAAAAAAAAGAAGAAGAAAAAAAAGUACAAGACAGAUCAUAAAAAUGAAAAUAAAAAGAAUCCAGAGAAGAAAAAGAAGAAGGAAAAGAGCAAAGAGAAGAAAAAGAAUAAAAGCAAAGAUAAGAAAGAAGAGGAGAAGAAAGAAGUCGCGAUUAUGGACCCCUCAGGGAACACGUAUUACAGAUGGCUGUUUUGUAUCACCUUACCUGUGCUGUACAACUGGACCACGCUUAUUGCAAGGGCGUGCUUUGAGGAGCUGCAGGCUGACUACCUGGAGUGCUGGCUCGUCCUCGACUACCUGUCAGAUGGAGUCUACCUUCUCGACAUGUUUGUGCGGACGAGGACAGGUUACCUAGAGCAAGGGUUGCUGGUGAAGGAAGAACUGAAGCUGCUGCGGAGAUACACGUCAGAUCUGCAGUUCAAGUUUGACGCUGUGUCAGUGGCCCCCACCGAUCUGCUGUAUUUGAAGUUGGGAUGGAACUACCCAGAGGUCAGAUUAAACAGACUCUUAAGGCUCCCCCGGAUGUUCGAGUUCUUCCAGAGGACAGAAACGAGGGCCAGCUACCCCAACGUCUUCCGGAUCUCCACCCUCGUCAUGUACAUCGUGGUCAUCGUCCACUGGAACGCGUGCGUGUACUACUCUGUCUCCAAGGCCAUCGGGUUUGGGAGCGACUCGUGGGUCUACCCUGCCACUACGGAUCCCGAAUUCGGUCGUUUGGCCAGGAAAUACGUGUACAGCCUUUACUGGUCUACGCUGACGUUGACCACCAUUGGUGAAACGCCAGCUCCCGUGAGGGAUUCUGAGUACGUCUUCGUGGUCGUCGACUUUUUAAUCGGCGUGCUGAUCUUCGCCACCAUCGUGGGUAACAUCGGCUCUAUGAUUUCCAACAUGAAUGCAGCCCGGGCAGCAUUCCAAUCCAAGAUCGACGCUGUCAAGCAAUAUAUGCGCUUGCGGAAUGUAAGCAAAGAGAUGGAAAGGCGGGUCAUUAAGUGGUUCGACUACCUGUGGAACAACCAAAAGACGGUUGACGAGAAGGAAGUUUUGAAGUAUCUUCCCGAUAAGCUGAGGGCGGAAAUCGCCAUUAACGUUCACUUGGACACGUUGAAAAAGGUGCGCAUCUUUGCCGACUGUGAAGCUGGCCUGCUGGUGGAGUUGGUCUUGAAAUUACAACCCCAAGUCUAUAGUCCUGGGGAUUACAUUUGCAAGAAAGGGGACAUCGGACGGGAGAUGUACAUCAUCAAGGAGGGGAGACUGGCCGUGGUGGCCGACGACGGGGUCACUCAGUUUGUGGUCCUGAGCGAUGGUAGCUACUUCGGGGAGAUUAGUAUCCUUAACAUUAAAGGCAGCAAAGCCGGCAACCGAAGAACAGCCAACAUUAAAAGCAUUGGCUACUCGGACCUGUUCUGUCUCUCCAAAGAUGACCUCGUGGAAGCUCUGACCGAGUACCCCGAUGCCAAAGCUAUGCUGGAAGAGAAAGGGAAGCAAAUCUUAAUGAAGGAUGGUCUGCUGGAUGUAGGCAUUGCAAAUGCUGCCAGUGAUCCGAAAGUUCUGGAAGAGAAGGUCACUCGGAUGGAGGGGUCUGUCGAUCUCCUGCAAACGAGGUUUGCCCGGAUCCUGGCCGAGUAUGACUCAAUGCAGCAGAAACUGAAGCAGAGGCUAACCAAGGUGGAGAGACUUCUGCAGCCGCUUCUUGACCCAGAACAUGAUUGUGAAGAAGGAGGAAGGAAGGACGUCCGAGGAAAGCAAACGAGGAAUGUGGACAAUGCAGGUGGCCUCCAGAGAGUACCCGGCACACCUGUCCUCGCUCAGGAAACGCAGAAGUGA
Tupaia belangeri chinensis (Chinese tree shrew) is the source of this 2136-nucleotide messenger RNA. RefSeq names its product cyclic nucleotide gated channel subunit alpha 1 (gene CNGA1). Gene Ontology annotation, cellular component: plasma membrane; intracellular cyclic nucleotide activated cation channel complex. Gene Ontology annotation, molecular function: intracellularly cAMP-activated cation channel activity; protein-containing complex binding; cGMP binding. The transcript is spliced from 9 exons. Lineage: Eukaryota; Metazoa; Chordata; Mammalia; Scandentia; Tupaiidae. Gene Ontology annotation, biological process: monoatomic cation transmembrane transport. The record is from RefSeq and is a predicted model, not a curated record.